Molecule: messenger RNA, 760 nt
Organism: Gastrolobium bilobum
Lineage: Eukaryota; Viridiplantae; Streptophyta; Magnoliopsida; Fabales; Fabaceae
Exons: 5
Biological process (GO): rRNA base methylation
Cellular component (GO): nucleus
Molecular function (GO): 23S rRNA (adenine(1618)-N(6))-methyltransferase activity
Source: RefSeq, a predicted model, not a curated record
GAGGUUGGCGUAACCAUAGUGAAGACAACUGAGUUUGUCCAAGGCAGGACAUCCCGAUGGGGGCUUGCUUGGUCUUUCUUGCCUCCCAUACAGAAGUCAUCAAUUUCUUUGCCUGACAAGAAUAACAUGUCCUUCAUGCUUGAGGGACUUCAACGCCAACAUGGUGCCAUUAAUGUGUUGGAAGCUGUCAAGUCUUACUUCUCUUUGCAUGGCCUAUCCUGUACAUUGAAUACCUCCUCUUUCACGGUGGAUGUUGUGGCAUCGAAAGAUGAGUGUGAUUCAAUCAUGAAGAAUGAAUUACCCAUUACCAAUAAAUCCAUGGAUUGUCAACCUACAGGAGAGACAUCUAAUGGAUCAAGUCUGAAUUUCUCUUUGAAUAGAUUAUGCCUUCGAAUAUUGGUUUUUCAGCAAAUCCCUGGGACACUGUUGGUGAAAGGUUCCUUACAAGAUAGGAAUAGCCCAUUAUCAGGAGCAUUCUCAGUGAUUUUCCAAAAACUGGAGGAAGCUUUGAGGAAUAAAUUUUGUACAAAACCAGUGUAGGGUUUUGAUUAUUUGAUUUAUCAUUUGGGACCGAGUGAGUGGAUAUAUUUUGAGAUGUUGCGAAGUUUCGUUAGUGUUAAUUUCUGGUUUUAUGAUUUAUAGAAAACAAUUGACGGUGUUGUUUUGUUGUAAAAAGGAAAUUGUGAGAAAAUUUUGGGUAGAUCAUAUAUACUAUUUCGUGUACCAAACCACCAAGAAUCAUUGUGGUUUGAGAAUUGUA